This is a messenger RNA of Rubroshorea leprosula, 2825 nucleotides long. NCBI's taxonomy places the organism in Eukaryota, Viridiplantae, Streptophyta, Magnoliopsida, Malvales, Dipterocarpaceae. The record is from the annotation of a GenBank genome assembly.
GAUACCCAUAAAUCUUUCAAGCAGAAAGACUUGUUUCUUCAGCUAGAUUCUCCCUCAAAUUCAUCAAUGAAAGAACCAGAGAAGACUCUAGUCGAGGAGAGGGAGGAGUUCAUGGUUUCACCCACAGGUGAAAACCCUACUUCCAGAACAGCCCACUUCGUCAAACCCACCUUCGGCUUCGGUGAUACACCUCUCCCGGAGCUUCCUUCAAGCUGUGUGUCCCCCGUGAAAUCCUCACUUGAGCCUCAAAAUUUGCCCUUGAGUGUCAGUUUUCAUGGGUGGAGAUCCAGGCCGGCGGGGUGGACUGCGUGGGUUGAAAAGAUGGCAGCUUUGCACGAACCUACAUGGAAAAAAGCCGGUAUUCACGAAGCAAUCCGGAAUUCGACAUAUCAAAUUAAGAGGAACACUGGUUUUCUUCUUUGGGUUGCCGAGAAAUGGUGCUGUGAUACGAAAAGUUUCGUCUUUUCUUGGGGGGAAGCUACGGUUACCCUUGAGGAUAUGAUGAUUUUGGGGGGUUACUCUGUUUUGGGGUCCCCUGUUUUCCUGCCGCUCGAAAGUUCGAAUCUGAAGGUGAUCGAAGAGAGUUUGAAGGCCUCGCGGAUUGAAAUCGUGAGGAGUAAGGCAAAGAAGGCGUGCCCUCGCCUGUGGAUGAAGAUGUUCAUGGACACUGGGAGUGAAUUCGAGCAUGAAGCAUUCCUAGUGUUUUGGUUGUCAAGGUAUGUUUUCACCAAUGCGCAUGAAACCAUUAGGGAGCACGUGUUCCCUAUUGCAAUUCAUUUAGCAAGAGGAACUAGAAUAGCCCUAGCACCUGCUGUUCUUGCUAGCAUUUAUAGAGACUUGUGCUUGUUGAGAGAUGGAAUAAGUGCUUCAGCUAAAUUAGGUAAAGAAGAGGUCCUUACACUUACUCUUUGGUCACCAUUUCAAUUAGUCCAAGCUUGGAUUUGGGAAAGAUUUGUAGAUGUAAGGCCAACCCCGAACUCAAUAGAAACUGGUCAGCCAAGAUUGGCUCGGUGGCAUGAUGUCAAUUCCAAGGUUGAGGAUGUAAUGCUGGCUCUAGACUCAGCUGGGGGGAGCUUUAAAUGGCGUCCUUAUGCUACACCAAUUGAAAAUUGGAAAUUCCCUAAGUUUUAUAGAGAAAAAGAAGCUUGGAUGUCAGUUAAUACUCGUACAGACAAAGAGCUGGAGUCCUUUACUAGAUGCUUGAGGGCCACUGAGCUAGUGGGACUUGACUGUUUAGAACAGUACCUUCCGCACCGAGUUGCAAUGCAAUUUGGGAUGGACCAAGAUAUUCCUGGUCAUGUUGCUCGAUCCAUUGAGACCCCAGAAAUUGCCUGGAGCAAUUACAAUGAACCAAUCAAUAACGGGAAACAGUAUAUUCCAUCUCGGCUUUCCAAAGAAGGUGUUACUAACCGGUACUUUGAGUGGUGGAAGCGUUCACUGAAGGAGUUGAAGGAUGCAAAUAAGAGUGUUGGGAGACCCAAAAGAAGUUUGAAGAGCUCUAAGACGUCACCUAUGACUUCCAAACAAAGGAAGCAAGGAAACCCUCCUACUUGUACUGGUUUUCAUCAGAAUAGAUCAAUAAUGGUAGUUGGGAGUCCUGAAAGAAAUAUAGAAAAGAAGGAUGCCCCUCAGAGUGUAAGAAGAAAUAAAAAGGGCGCCACUCCUGCUGAUACCAACUUUUCACUUAAAUCAAAAAGCAUGGAACAGAUUUUGAAUUACAAUGAUGUUGUUCUUCCUAGUUCUCAUGGAGAAGUUCCAAAAAAAUUAGCAGAUAAUUUGAAAGCAAAGAAGAAAAGUGAGAAGGAAUCUGCUGCUCCUGGUUUUCCUUUGGGAAGUUCAAAAGGAUCAGCACAAACUUCGAAAAGAAAGAAAGAAGGCAACAAUGAGUUUGCUUCUGCUGGUUUGUAUCCAAAGCGUCCAAAAAAAUCAGAAGUGAAUCAGAAAUCCUUAAAAGAAUCAGCAGGUUCCCAGGAUUUACCUCUGAGGAAAUCAAAAAGACUGCAGCAGAAAGUAAAACUUAAUAAGGGGAGCAAUUCCUCUGCUCCUAUUGACAGGGAGGAAGCAAGGGGUUCUCCAGAGGAUCAAAACCAGACAAUUGCAGGCAUGUCAAGAUCUUGUAAGAAACGGGGCCAUGCCAAAACUAGAGAUAAAGUGGAUAAAAAUUCACCAGGUUAUUCUCAAUGUCUCCCGUCAACAAUUGCAGAUAAUAGGGGUGUUAAUUGUUUAGAGCCAUUAGCAAUAUUGGCACAAAAGGUUAUGGAGGAUGAAGCUGCACAGAGAGCUGAAGAAGUUGCAAAUGGGGAUAAGAGAAAACUAUCAAAGGUCCAUGAUGAAACGUUGUUGGGAGGAUCAGAUAAAGGUGUGGAGGACAAUACAAAAAGUCCAGCUGAUCGCCAAAUGGUUAGCAUCAAUGGCCAGAAAGAGGGUACCAGCGCUGCAAUUGAUACAUUGGGAUUAUCACUUGAAGCUCGGAUUAGCAGGCUCGAGAGAAUGUUUGCGGAGCUGAAAGCAGCCAGAUUUGACAACAAAUAAUAACUCCAACCAGUCCUAAAACCCCAUCUAUUUCUGAUAAUUUGCUCUUGUUUAUUGCCCUUAUGUUGUAGUUCUGGAAUGUUGUUUCUAGUUUAGUUAUGUUAUACCUUGGUAUCCUCAGUUGGAUCCAUUACCCCACAGUUUAAGCUUUGAGAAUAAAUGACAAUCUUAUGUACCCAUUAGCAUCAAAAUGUACUGAAUUCGUUUGUCUCCAUUUGCUUUAUAUACUUCAUUACAGAGGUUUUAUGUGAUGUAUCAAUCUGGUUCUCUUUGGUAAACCAUUAUAAGAUUUU